AUGGCGAUUUACUCUCUCCUUGCGGGAGUCCUCUCACUCUCGGCUUUUACCCUGGCGGACAACACUCCCGGUCUUCCUUUUGUUAUCAAUACCUGGGGCGGCGACUUCACCGCUGCUACGGACGCUGCUUUUGGGGCUCUGCAGAAGACGAAGACUUCGGCGCUUGACGCCGUUGAAAUUGGAGGCUUGACCUGUGAGCGCAACCAGUGCGAUGGAAGUGUCGGCUUUGGAGGAUCUCCUGAUGAGAACUGCGAGACGACUCUUGAUGCGAUGAUUAUGGACGGAGGGAGUAUGAAUACUGGUGCUGUGGCGGCUUUGCGACGCGUUAAGAACGCUAUCUCUGUCGCUAGACAUGUCCUCGACCACACUAGCCACUCCCUCCUCGCAGGCGACCAAGCCACCGAGUUUGCUAUCCAGAACGGCUUCAAGACGUCGAAUCUGACGACCAAAGACUCUGCAAAGAAGUGCAAGGAGUGGAAGGCCAGUAAAUGCCAGCCCAACUAUCGACGCAACGUCAGCCCCAACCCAGCAUCUACCUGCGGUCCCUACCGUCCGUUGGCAACCAUCAAGAAGACCCAGAACAAACAGCAAGCCUCUCAUGAUACCCUUUCACUCGUCACCAUCGCUAAAGACGGCUCCAUGGCCGCCGGCACAACCACCAACGGCGCCUCCCACAAGAUCCCCGGCCGUGUCGGCGACGGCCCCAUUGUCGGAAGUGGCUCUUACGUCGACAGCGACAUCGGCGGGUGCGGUGCCACAGGUGACGGCGACAUCAUGCUGCGCUUCCUCCCCUGCUACCAAGCCAUCGAGAACAUGCGCAACGGGCUCUCACCGAAAGAAGCAGCCGAGGACGUUGUGCUGCGCAUGGUCCGCAAGUACCAUGACGUCCAUAGCGGCAUUGUCGUCGUAGAUCGGUACGGCAACCACGGCGCAGCGGGGAGUGGUUGGACUUUUACGUACAGCUACAGAGGUGGAAAGAUGAAGACGACAAAGGUUGUCAAGGUGAAGCCGGUGCAGGAGGUUUGA
Molecule: messenger RNA, 1026 nt
Organism: Fusarium sp. VM40
Lineage: Eukaryota; Fungi; Ascomycota; Sordariomycetes; Hypocreales; Nectriaceae
Source: the annotation of a GenBank genome assembly